Seminavis robusta is the source of this 507-nucleotide messenger RNA. Lineage: Eukaryota; Bacillariophyta; Bacillariophyceae; Naviculales; Naviculaceae. The record is from the annotation of a GenBank genome assembly.
AUGGAGACGAGUCAAAACCAAAGAUUCGCUUGGCUUAGCAGUGGAUCAAAGCAAGCAUCCUGUAGUCCUCAGCUCUCCGGCUGGCAAGAAGGAACGACGAGGGAAGCAAUCUAUCUUUGGCAGCAGGCUAGUUCAAGUUGCUUUCAACUACGUGGUGUGCGGUAUCCACCUCUGGCUACUUCUGGCAGGGUGGUACGGGUGCGCACCUGUGGAGCACUGCUUUCCAAACUGCCAAACUGGAUGGUUGACGCUUUGACGAUUAGUACAUGUACACCGGUUGCCUUUGCGCCAAAAGAAGGCCACCUGGGUCUUGGCAGUCGCAGGACCUGCGACUGCAUGGUCAGCAGCCUGACAUUAUUUGUUUUGGAAGACUCAGUCUACUUACUUACUUGGCUUUGGCAGGAUGGAGAAUUCGGAGUAGAGAAGCAUCCCAUACCGGUAGUGGCUAGUGACAUAGCCAUAGGUGCCGGUGCGGUUACAUGCAUCUUGGAAUGGUGGUACAUGUAG